Molecule: messenger RNA, 1924 nt
Organism: Lynx canadensis (Canada lynx)
Lineage: Eukaryota; Metazoa; Chordata; Mammalia; Carnivora; Felidae
Gene: SLC1A6
Product: solute carrier family 1 member 6
Exons: 9
Coding region: 77-1771 (564 amino acids)
Biological process (GO): L-glutamate transmembrane transport
Cellular component (GO): plasma membrane
Molecular function (GO): L-glutamate transmembrane transporter activity; neutral L-amino acid transmembrane transporter activity; glutamate:sodium symporter activity
Source: RefSeq, a predicted model, not a curated record
CCCUUUCCCCUCUCCCUGCAGCCGCCCUCUGUCCUGCCCCUCACUGGAAGGCCCCUGCGGCCGCGGCAGAUAGACGAUGAGCAGCCACGGCAACAGCCUGUUCCUGCGGGAGAGUGGCCAGCGGCUGGGCCGGGUGGGCUGGCUGCAGCGGCUGCAAGAAAGUCUGCAGCAGAGGGCGCUGCGCACGCGCCUGCGCCUGCAGACCAUGACCCGUGAGCACGUGCUGCGCUUCCUGCGCCGGAACGCCUUCAUCCUGCUGACCGUCAGCGCGGUGGUCAUCGGGGUCAGCCUGGCCUUUGCCCUGCGCCCGUACCAGCUUACCUACCGGCAGAUCAAGUACUUCUCUUUCCCCGGAGAGCUUCUCAUGAGGAUGCUGCAGAUGCUGGUGCUGCCGCUCAUUGUCUCCAGCCUGGUCACAGGUAUGGCAUCCCUGGAUAACAAGGCAACAGGCCGGAUGGGGAUGCGGGCAGCUGUAUACUACAUGGUGACCACGGUCAUUGCUGUCUUCAUUGGCAUCCUCAUGGUCACCAUCAUCCACCCUGGGAAGGGCUCCAAGGAGGGGCUGCACCGCGAGGGCCGCAUUGAGACCAUCCCCACAGCUGAUGCCUUCAUGGACCUGGUCAGAAAUAUGUUUCCACCCAACCUUGUGGAGGCCUGCUUCAAACAGUUCAAGACGCAGUACAGCACGAGGUUGGUAACUAGGACCAUAGUGAGGACAGAGAAUGGAUCUGAGCUGGGCACCGCCAUGCCUCCCCCAUCCUCGAUGGACAACGGAACCAGCCUCCUGGAAAAUGUCACAUGGGCCUUGGGCACCCUACAGGAGGUGCUGAGCUUCGAGGAGACUGUGCCUGUGCCUGGCUCAGCCAAUGGCAUCAAUGCCCUGGGCCUCGUGGUCUUCUCUGUGGCCUUUGGGCUGGUCAUCGGUGGCAUGAAACACAAGGGCCGAGUCCUGCGGGAUUUCUUCGACAGCCUCAAUGAGGCUAUUAUGAGGAUGGUGGGCAUCAUUAUCUGGUACGCACCCGUGGGCAUCCUGUUCCUGAUUGCUGGGAAGAUCCUCGAGAUGGAAGACAUGGCCGUCCUGGGGGGUCAGCUGGGCAUGUACACCCUGACCGUCAUCGUGGGCUUGUUCCUCCAUGCUGGUGGUGUCCUGCCCCUCAUCUACUUCCUCAUCACCCACCGGAACCCCUUCCCCUUCAUUGGGGGCGUGCUGCAGGCCCUCAUCACUGCCAUGGGCACGUCUUCCAGCUCUGCAACGCUGCCCAUCACCUUCCGCUGCCUGGAGGAGGGCCUGGGUGUGGACCGACGCAUCACCAGGUUUGUGCUGCCUGUGGGGGCCACCGUCAACAUGGACGGGACCGCCCUGUACGAGGCCCUGGCCGCCAUCUUCAUCGCCCAAGUCAACAACUAUGAGCUCAACCUGGGCCAGAUCACAACUAUCAGUAUCACGGCGACAGCAGCCAGCGUUGGGGCUGCUGGCAUCCCCCAGGCGGGUCUGGUCACCAUGGUCAUUGUGCUCACAUCGGUGGGCCUGCCCACUGAAGACAUCACGCUGAUCAUAGCGGUGGAUUGGUUCCUUGACCGGCUUCGCACAAUGACCAAUGUUCUGGGGGACUCUAUUGGAGCGGCCGUCAUUGAGCAUUUGUCUCAGCGGGAGCUGGAGCUGCAAGAAGCCGAGCUCACCCUCCCCAGCCUGGGGAAGCCCUACAAGUCGCUCAUGGCACAAGAGAAGGGGGCGUCCAGGGGCCGGGGAGGCAACGAGAGUGCCAUGUGAGGGGACCCCAGCCCUGCUGCCCAUAGAGGAGGGAACGGGGCUGGGGCGGGGGGGUCCUAGGGAAGACCCACUUGCCCGAAUGACUGUGCGCUGAACACACGUGUUCUGUCCGGCUUGUUUGGUGGAAACUAAGAUAAAGGAGCAGGAACCAAA